Molecule: messenger RNA, 255 nt
Organism: Saprolegnia parasitica CBS 223.65
Lineage: Eukaryota; Oomycota; Saprolegniomycetes; Saprolegniales; Saprolegniaceae
Exons: 2
Coding region: 1-255 (84 amino acids)
Source: RefSeq, a predicted model, not a curated record
AUGCUCGCCCGUAUUGCCUCCAAGCGCGCCUUCACGGCCUCGGCCCGCCGCCUCGCUGGCGACCACCACCCGCACACGGUCUUCCACGACAAGUCGUUCACGCGCAAGAACGUCGGUGGCUUUGUCUGGACGCUCAUCCUUGGCGGCACGGUCGCGACCCUCGGUAUUUGCCAGUUCCAGAACUACAAGGGCGGCUUCCCGCAGCAAAAACCAGUGGACGACCUGUUCCGCCACGACGCUGCGGGAAGGGCAUGA